This is a messenger RNA of Metopolophium dirhodum (rose-grain aphid), 1803 nucleotides long. RefSeq lists its product as uncharacterized. Gene Ontology annotation, cellular component: cytoplasm; nucleus. The record is from RefSeq and is a predicted model, not a curated record. NCBI's taxonomy places the organism in Eukaryota, Metazoa, Arthropoda, Insecta, Hemiptera, Aphididae. The coding region runs from base 278 to 1411 and encodes 377 amino acids. The transcript has 6 exons. Gene Ontology annotation, molecular function: protein kinase binding. Gene Ontology annotation, biological process: regulation of mitotic nuclear division; regulation of mitotic spindle organization; activation of protein kinase activity.
UUUUGAGUUUUUACAAAAAUAUGUAGUAUGUACAAAGUACAACUACGGUCAACGACAUUUGAUAAAUAUUAAUUAAACAUAAUAUACUCUGUUUUAAAAUUAUUCCAAAUUUCUAAAUUGUAUUUUUAUUGAUUUGUUUAUUGUGCACUUGUUCGUUGUUAUUUGUUAUUGUUGCUGUCAAUUUAUUGUAGUUAUUAUAUAGUUAUGUCUUAUUUCGAAUUGUGUUGAAGAGUACAAUAUAUGUAGUAAAUAUCGACGACCUGUUUUUAGUGUAAUUAUGGCAAUUUGCGAAGAAGUAGAAUACAUGGACGUGUCGUUAAAUUCGGAAAAAAAUGAAACAACAUCAUUUGGGAAAAAGUUUCAUGUUAACCGCACUCCAACUCCUUUAAAACCAUCACGUCACUGGUGCAUGUCUACAGAACUCUUGCGUUCGCAAUACAAAACUAACAACGUCCGCAAAACAAAAGUUUAUAAUCCUUUUAAUGACAACUUAAUGCAACGAUUAGGUGAGACAACAAUCAGCCCUACGGUAUUCGCUAAUGCAAAAAGUCCAGGGCAAGAAGUAGAGUUUGGAUGGAAUAUUGACGAUGUCUCCAAACUUUACCCAGUGCACAUAGAAGAUGAACACAUAGUCGAUGACGAUCAAGUUGAUGAUGAAACAGAAUCCAAGUUACAAGAGACUAUAGACAAGUAUUUUUAUACAACACAUAAAGUUCCUAGCCCUUGGAAUAAUCAAGUUAUUGAUUGGGAAGCUCAUAAAAAUUCAUCAUCUACACCCAUAUCAAUUAAACAAAACCAGAAAUCUGUAUCAUAUACCCGCGAAGUUUCAACACAAACAAAUUUAAGUUUUCCUUCAAUAUUACCUGAUCAUGUUGAAGAAAUACUAAAACCUUACUUCUUGAAUUCAACUCAAAAUUGUGAAGAAGAAAUAAGUCCUACAAAAGAUAACUCAAAUUUACGUCGCAAAUUAUUUUUUAUGAAUGAUAAUGAUGACCCAAUUUCUCCGGUAGAAAUACGCAGAAAUAGAAAUCAGUCAUUUAGCCCAUUAACAAAGUGUUUUAUCAAAACCAUUAAUUCAAAAGGUCCGGUACUUGGAAAUCAUUUAGGUGUACAAGAACUACCUAUAGACUGUCACAUUCCUAUUGAUGUUUCUCCAAUAAUAAAUAAAAACGAUAGAGAAAAUACUCCACCCAAUAAUAAAAAUGAAGAUUUUAUUUUUUUGACUCCGGUAUCAACAAUGUCAAUGCCAAAACGACGACGCACUGAGAAGAGUAGUUUGAUGAUGGAAAGUAGCUCAGAUACUGGUUACCAAACUAUGACUAUGAGCAUUAAGGAAAUGUCUAGUAUGGCACCAUUUGGACAUAGUUCCAAAAAUACAAUGUUUACUGCAUCUACACCCACAGAACGAUGAUUCUGAAUAUGGUAUAAAUUUUUUUUUUAUCACUUUUAAACAUUAACUAUAGGUACAUUUUUACAUUUUUGUGAUCAGGAGGAUCAACUUAAGGUCAAUUAUUAGUUUGAUUAAAUACCUAUCCUCUAAUGAUAUACAUAACUGUGGUGAUUUUAGUAACCAUUUACACAAAAAUUGUAAACCUGUAUUUUUUUAUAUAAUUUAAACAAGUUUACAAAAAAACGCGCUAUUAUAGGCAAUUGAUUUACUAGGUUUUACAUAGAACAAAAAUAAUAUUUGUCAUAUAUUUAACAUAAAUUAAAUACUAAUUAAUUGUACUAUAUGUUACUUUGCAAAUGUUUUAAUUUUUCUUCGUGUGAUACUAAAGGUAUGAAAUGUUAUCAUUUGUUAGA